GUUAUGGGUCUGUUCACAAAAGAAAGAAAAAAGUUGAAAAUAUUGUUUUCCGUGAAACAAAGAAAUUAAGAGAGGGAAAAUGCAGGCUGUGAAGGAAAAAUUGAAUGAGAUGAGCACAAUGCGCAAGGCCAAGGCAGAUGCUAGGGCUGAGGAGAAGGCAGAGAAGGAGUUGGCCAAAGCUAGAGUAGAGGUAGCUAAAGAGGUUAGAAAGGCAAAAGAAGCUGAAGCAGCCAUGGACCUGCAUGUGGCCAAAGCUGAAGACAGGGCUCAUCAGGAGUUGGUUAAGCAUGCCCAGGAACAGUCAUGACUGAUGACCCACUUACUGCUUCCACUACCCAUCACCAACAUCCUGACUAUCCUGACCACCCAAGGAACUGCUGCACAUUCCAUUAGCUUGUAGAUUAAUGUUGAUUGAGUGUUAAUCUGAUUUUCUUUCCUGAACAGUUUGUGUUCUUGCUAUUUUAUUUGGGUCUUUGUUGUUCUUGCAGUGUUCCAUGUAUACUUUAUGUUCUUUUGUGUACUUCAUAUUUGUAAUAAUAUAGUCAUAAACCUGGGUUUCAACAGGUUCAUUUCAUUUCUUAAU
Vitis riparia (riverbank grape) is the source of this 583-nucleotide messenger RNA. Its product is annotated as late embryogenesis abundant protein 6-like. Bases 80 to 307 code for a protein of 75 amino acids. Lineage: Eukaryota; Viridiplantae; Streptophyta; Magnoliopsida; Vitales; Vitaceae. The transcript is spliced from 2 exons. Gene Ontology annotation, biological process: embryo development ending in seed dormancy. The record is from RefSeq and is a predicted model, not a curated record.